This is a messenger RNA of Nicotiana tabacum (common tobacco), 1337 nucleotides long. The record is from RefSeq and is a predicted model, not a curated record. Lineage: Eukaryota; Viridiplantae; Streptophyta; Magnoliopsida; Solanales; Solanaceae.
UAUUCACCAAACAAACAGAAAAAAAUAAAAAAUAAAAAAAGAAGUUCUAAUCAGAUUUCUGGGGUUUUACUUCCAUUUUAGCCUCUAGAGAUCUGAUCUAUUAUAACAUAUCAUUCUCGUCUUUUUUUUUAUCAUCAAAAAACCAAACAAUAAAAAUGGUUCGGUGCAGCAAUUGUUUUAUGACAAUGCUUAAUUUUUUCACGUUGGUAGCUUCAUUAAUUCUCAUAUUAAUUGCCAUAUCAGUUAAUAUGAACUCAAAUGCUACCGUUUGCCAAAAAACUCUUCAAAAACCUCUGUUGAUAUUAGGGUUAUUCCUUUUGGUACUUUCUUUAAUGGGAAUUAUAGGGGCAUCUUGUCAUGUCUCGUUUUUGUUGUGGAUAUAUUUGUUUUUGUUGUUUUUGCUCCUCGUAGGGAUGAUUAUUUACCAGCUUUUCUGCAUCGUUAUCGCGUUGAAACAUUUAGAUAGUAAUCCAGAACCUAAAGGUGAAUGGGAAGAUCAAUUUCAAGAAUACUCCCAUUGGUUUAAGAAGCAGUUGCCUGAUGAUCGAGACUGGGAAAAGAUUAAGAGUUGUUUGAUUGAUGUCAAAUACUGUAAUUACCUUUCCAAGGACAGAACUGCUGAAUUUUAUAAAGAGAAGUUGUCCUCGACUCAGUCGGGUUGCUGCAAACCACCCACAUACUGCAACUUUGAGUUCCAAAAUGCAACAACAUGGAUCGUGCCUAAAACAGGUGCAAAAGUGCCAGACGACGCAGACUGUAAAGCUUGGAACAAUGAACAGAAACAGAUGUGUUACAACUGCAAUUCAUGCAAAAAAGCUGUUCUUGACAAUAUCAAGAAAUAUUACAAGCAUUCCUCUCUCAUAAGCUUUUGCAUCUUCGUUAUUAUAUCUAUUGUUUACUCUAUUGGUUGCUGUGCUCUUACUAAUAACAGUUACAGACAUAGGGCUCAUGUCUACCAUGGCUACAGACCCUACGGUCCUGGCCCUUAUGGUUACCCGUGAUAAGAACUAGCCACAAUUGUUUUUGAUUAAUACCAGGCUUUUGUCUGUGGUAGAGUUCGUGCUGCAUUAUUGGUCUAGUACUAUAUAUGGACUCACCGUUUUGAAUAACUUCUUAUUGUAAUAUAUGUGUAUGACUUUACUAGAUUGAAACAUAUACACACUUUUUUGAGUCAUGAUCAGCUGUUGGGCUAGCUGCUUGAUUCUCUUGCUAUGUCAAGAAUUUGAUAUUUUUGUAUAGUUUGUAAUAUUAAAGGUGGAAAUAAUGAUACUUCAAGUGUAGUACUCUCACAUUGGAAGUGUGAUUAUUGUAAAUGUAACUUUUGACGUUUAAUUUUC